AUGUCUCGAGUAUCUCCCCUUUCAACUUCAACAAAACCUCGAGAAUAUCCUAUAACGCUUCAUAAUUCAACAUUAAAUGGACAACUUUUAACAUCAUUAUUACCAUGGCAAACCAUUUCAUAUUUACAAUACUUUAGACAUAGUGGAAGGUUUACAUUUCGUUAUGAAGGAUUCUCCAAACUUGAAUCAUUAAAUGAUUUAUUGUUUCAUUUAUCUCGUAAUCGUAAUGAAUAUUUGAUUUCGGGAAAUACAAUGAAAAAUCCUGGGUCAGUUUAUAGGUUUAAAUUACCAAAGAUUUGUUCAAUUUGUCAUGAAGUUGGUCAUGAACCUGAAAAUUGUAACGUUAUCGAUAUAUUUCUCUCGAGAAGGAUGUUAAACCAACAAGAGAUUGAUGUUAUGAUUAAUUGUAUUUUAGAAUUUAAUCGUCCUAUAAGGAAAAUUUCUUUGAGGUUUAAUCAAGUUGGUAAUGAAGGUGCGAAAUCUAUUGCAAAACUCAUUGAACAGAAUAAUUUCCUUACUGAAUUGAAUUUAGGUGAUACAAAGAUUAAUGAUGAUGGUGUUUUAUUAAUCGUUGAAGCUUUAAAGAAAAAUCGUUCUAUAAAAAAAUUGAUUUUGGAAAAUAAUGAUAUUGGUGACAAAGGUUUAUCAGCUAUCGCGGAUUUAUUAAAGAUAAAUAAGAUUUUAAAAAAUAUUGAUCUAUCUCAACAAGAAUCCAAGAUUUCUCUUGAAUAUUUGAAAAAAUUAGAUGAAGCUUUAUUACACAACACAAAUAUUGUUUACGUUCAUUUUAAUACUAAAGGUUUACAUUUAUCACCAGGUGUAGAUUUUGCAAAAUUCGAUUCGUUGUAUUUAUUAAAAUCCUCUCAUCGAGUUCCAAUCCCUGAUCAUUUUGACGAAAGUAAAAAUCAAUUAUAUUCAAGAAUUGUAAAAUAUCUUCAUCAAAAUCGUAUAUUUGAUUCAUUCGCAACGGUCGAUAUGAUUGAUUUAAUGAGUAAGGCGAGAAUUUUAUUAUUAAAUAAUCUUAACUCUAGCGUUUUAGUAAAAGUUCCUUCUGAGGUUUGGAUACAAAUAUUUAGGGAUUUUGGUGAUGAAAAAGGGUUACCUAUAAGAAACGUUGACAUGAUCGUCAAGUAUUCUGGUACUAGAUCUACCCUUUCUAAAGAUAUAACCGAACGAAAAUUUUUAGAAUCAGUUUAUACAAACAAAUUUGUUUUGGAAUAA
Messenger RNA from Funneliformis geosporum, 1221 nucleotides. Lineage: Eukaryota; Fungi; Glomeromycota; Glomeromycetes; Glomerales; Glomeraceae. The record is from the annotation of a GenBank genome assembly.